Molecule: messenger RNA, 1276 nt
Organism: Gasterosteus aculeatus aculeatus (three-spined stickleback)
Lineage: Eukaryota; Metazoa; Chordata; Actinopteri; Perciformes; Gasterosteidae
Gene: airim
Product: AFG2 interacting ribosome maturation factor
Cellular component (GO): cytoplasm; nucleus
Source: RefSeq, a predicted model, not a curated record
UCAGGCAACGCUGCAUGGUGUAAAUAAACGCCGCUAGCCGCCAAUACUUCCUCACAUUUAAAUUAUAUAACGUGUGAGAGGAUUAAGUUGAUUAAAAUUGGAUAGAGAGAAUACAAAGAGCCCAUCGGUGUUAACACGUUGCUUUGUUUUUUUUGGUAAACCGAAAACUACACACAAAAUGUCCAAACCGGCGCUCACUUCACUUCAUCAAGCGCUGAGGAAAAGCUUCCAGACUCUUGAAAAGAACCAGAAAGUGUGGACAAGCGUGUUGGCCGAAUGCAGCCCGCUGAUGGAGUCCCUCGGGAACUUGGCGGAGCAGUCGCGAGCGCUGUCCAACGUCCAAAUCUCCAACACGCCGCUCCGAGACUUUCCUGACCUGGAGGGACGCCUGCGUUUCAAGCUCUCCCAAGCCACGGAUACGGUGCUGGGCAAACUCAAUGAGCACAUGUCUUCUCUACAGUCCGUGAGAGAUUCCAUCAGUGGACAGGUCUCGGCAGUCUUCCAGCUUUACGAGCUGAACACAGAAAGUCUGGAUCUGCCCACCUUAACCGAGCGCUCGGCCGCCGCCCCAUCGGUGGCCGACAUGCUGGAGUGGCUGCAGGAUGCUGAGCGACACUAUCGGCAACAAUUUGUGAGGAGGAAAACUCUGCUGCUGACUCUGAGGGCAGAUAAUCUCUCUCUGUUAGAAUCUGCACCCAAAAGAUGGAAAUCCUUGGAGCGUGCCGGGGCAGAGGACCACAUCACAGAUACACUUUGCAAAGUGUCCUUUUUUAUCGAGGCCCAAUGAAGAGAGUAAAAUCGACUCAGCUGGAACUCUGAACUUCUGAAUCGGACUUAAUUUCAUCCACAAAUACAUGGACUUUUCCCCGUGGACAGGAUUGGAUUUUCAUUUUGUUAUUUUUAAUCUCCCUAGACACUUCCUUGGAUGGAAGGUGUGUCUUUGUACCAGACUUUAGACGGCGUGACGAACAAGAGGAAUGAAUAGAGGAUUUAAUAACGACCCUGCGGCGUCAUUUCUUACUCGAUUGUCGGCAUCUUUGUCUGCAGCUGAGACAACCAGGACACACAAAAGGGACAAAGACAGUUACACCACAGUUAGUGAAGCACGCUGGGACAAACAGUUUUUAUUUUACUAAUUUGAUGAAGGCACAUUCAAGUCAAGGUUUUAUGUGACGAAUCGAGGGGCGGUGGAACCUGUCGGAGAUCAACUGUAACAACCCACUGCAAUCUUCACAACACGAGCCAUCAUUAAAGCCAUUACAGGGGUCAAACUGGA